Molecule: messenger RNA, 6016 nt
Organism: Chrysochloris asiatica (Cape golden mole)
Lineage: Eukaryota; Metazoa; Chordata; Mammalia; Afrosoricida; Chrysochloridae
Gene: MYH11
Product: myosin, heavy chain 11, smooth muscle
Exons: 41
Coding region: 18-5834 (1938 amino acids)
Cellular component (GO): myosin complex
Molecular function (GO): actin filament binding; cytoskeletal motor activity; ATP binding
Source: RefSeq, a predicted model, not a curated record
GGGACUAACCAGACGCCAUGGCACAGAAAGGCCAACUCAGUGAUGAUGAGAAGUUCCUCUUUGUGGACAAAAAUUUCAUCAAUAGCCCAGUGGCCCAGGCUGACUGGGCUGCCAAGAAACUGGUCUGGAUCCCCUCAGAGAAGCAAGGCUUCGAGGCAGCCAGCAUCAAGGAGGAGAAGGGGGAUGAAGUGAUUGUGGAGCUGGUGGAAAAUGGCAAGAAGGUCACAGUCGGCAAGGAUGACAUCCAGAAGAUGAACCCACCCAAGUUCUCCAAGGUGGAGGACAUGGCGGAACUGACGUGCCUCAACGAAGCUUCAGUAUUGCACAACCUGAGGGAGAGAUACUUCUCAGGACUCAUAUAUACGUACUCUGGCCUUUUCUGCGUGGUGGUCAACCCCUACAAGUACCUGCCCAUCUACUCGGAAAAGAUCGUGGACAUGUACAAGGGCAAGAAGAGGCACGAGAUGCCCCCCCACAUCUACGCCAUCGCCGACACGGCUUACCGGAGCAUGCUGCAAGAUCGGGAGGAUCAGUCCAUUCUGUGCACAGGCGAGUCUGGAGCUGGGAAAACAGAAAACACUAAGAAAGUGAUUCAGUACCUGGCGGUGGUGGCCUCCUCCCACAAGGGCAAGAAGGACACAAGCAUCACGGGUGAGCUGGAAAAGCAGCUUCUACAAGCAAACCCAAUUCUGGAAGCUUUUGGCAACGCUAAAACGGUCAAGAAUGACAACUCAUCACGAUUUGGCAAAUUCAUCCGCAUCAACUUUGACGUCACCGGUUACAUCGUGGGAGCCAACAUUGAGACCUACCUGCUAGAAAAGUCCCGGGCGAUUCGCCAAGCCAGAGAUGAGCGGACGUUCCACAUCUUUUACUACAUGAUCGCUGGUGCCAAGGAAAAGAUGAAGAAUGACUUGCUUUUGGAGGGUUUCAGCAACUACACAUUCCUCUCCAACGGCUACGUGCCCAUCCCGGCCGCCCAGGACGAUGAGAUGUUCUUGGAAACCUUGGAGGCCAUGGGAAUCAUGGGUUUCAACGAGGAAGAGCAGCUGUCCAUAUUGAAGGUGGUGUCGUCUGUCCUGCAGCUUGGAAAUAUUGUCUUCAAGAAGGAAAGAAACACAGACCAGGCAUCCAUGCCAGAUAAUACAGCUGCUCAGAAAGUUUGCCACCUGAUGGGAAUCAAUGUGACAGACUUCACCAGAGCCAUCCUGACCCCACGUAUCAAAGUUGGACGGGACGUGGUGCAGAAAGCCCAGACAAAAGAACAGGCUGACUUUGCCAUAGAAGCCCUGGCCAAGGCCAUUUAUGAGCGUCUCUUCCGCUGGAUACUUACGCGUGUGAACAAAGCUCUGGACAAGACUCACCGGCAAGGGGCCUCGUUCCUGGGCAUCCUGGACAUCGCUGGAUUUGAGAUCUUUGAGGUGAACUCCUUCGAGCAGCUGUGCAUCAACUACACCAACGAGAAGCUGCAACAGCUCUUCAACCACACCAUGUUCAUCCUGGAGCAGGAAGAGUACCAGCGCGAAGGCAUCGAGUGGAACUUCAUCGACUUCGGCCUCGACCUGCAGCCCUGCAUCGAGCUCAUUGAGCGACCGAAUAACCCUCCUGGUGUGCUGGCCCUGCUGGAUGAGGAGUGCUGGUUCCCCAAAGCCACAGACAAGUCCUUUGUGGAGAAGCUGUGCUCGGAGCAGGGCAACCACCCCAAGUUCCAGAAACCCAAGCAACUCAAGGACAAGACUGAGUUUUCCAUAAUCCACUAUGCUGGGAAGGUGGAUUACAAUGCAAGUGCCUGGCUGACCAAGAACAUGGACCCACUGAAUGACAACGUGACUUCACUCCUCAACGCCUCCUCAGACAAGUUUGUGGCUGACUUGUGGAAGGACGUGGACCGCAUUGUGGGGCUAGACCAGAUGGCCAAGAUGACAGAGAGCUCGCUGCCCAGCGCCUCCAAGACCAAGAAGGGCAUGUUCCGCACGGUGGGGCAGCUCUACAAGGAACAGCUUGGGAAGCUGAUGACCACACUGCGUAACACCACGCCCAAUUUUGUGCGCUGCAUUAUCCCCAACCAUGAGAAAAGGUCGGGCAAGCUGGAUGCAUUUCUGGUACUGGAGCAGCUACGGUGCAACGGAGUGUUGGAAGGCAUCCGGAUCUGUCGGCAGGGUUUCCCCAACAGGAUUGUCUUUCAGGAGUUCCGCCAACGCUAUGAGAUCCUCGCAGCAAGUGCAAUUCCCAAAGGCUUCAUGGACGGGAAGCAGGCCUGCAUUCUCAUGAUCAAAGCUCUAGAACUUGAUCCCAACUUGUAUAGGAUUGGGCAGAGCAAAAUCUUCUUCCGAACCGGGGUACUGGCCCACCUGGAAGAGGAACGAGACUUGAAAAUCACAGAUGUCAUCAUGGCGUUCCAGGCGAUGUGUCGCGGCUACCUGGCCCGAAAGGCUUUUACCAAGCGGCAGCAGCAGCUGACGGCCAUGAAAGUGAUCCAGCGGAACUGCGCCGCCUACCUCAAGCUGCGGAACUGGCAGUGGUGGAGACUCUUCACCAAAGUGAAGCCGCUGCUGCAGGUGACACGGCAGGAGGAGGAAAUGCAGGCCAAGGAGGACGAGCUACAGAAGAUCAAGGAGCGGCAGCAGAAGGCGGAGGGCGAGCUCAAAGAGCUGGAGCACAAGCACACACAGCUGGCCGAGGAAAAGAACCUGCUACAAGAGCAGCUGCAGGCCGAGACAGAGCUGUACGCAGAGGCUGAGGAGAUGCGGGUCCGGCUGGCGGCCAAGAAGCAGGAGUUGGAAGAGAUCUUGCAUGAGAUGGAGGCCCGCCUGGAGGAGGAGGAGGACCGGGGCCAGCAGCUGCAGGCUGAAAAGAAGAAGAUGGCCCAGCAGAUGCUGGACCUGGAAGAACAGCUGGAAGAGGAGGAAGCCGCGAGGCAGAAACUACAACUCGAGAAGGUCACAGCUGAGGCCAAGAUCAAGAAACUGGAGGAUGACAUCUUGGUCAUGGAUGACCACAACAAUAAGCUAUCAAAAGAGCGAAAACUUCUUGAAGAAAGGAUUAGCGAUUUAACGACAACUCUCGCAGAAGAGGAAGAAAAAGCCAAGAAUCUCACCAAGCUGAAAAACAAGCAUGAAUCUAUGAUUUCAGAACUGGAAGUGCGCCUGAAGAAGGAGGAGAAGAAUCGACAGGAACUGGAGAAACUGAAGCGGAAGCUGGAGGGAGAGGCCAGCGACUUCCACGAGCAGAUCGCUGACCUGCAGGCCCAGAUCGCUGAGCUCAAGAUGCAGCUGGCCAAGAAGGAGGAGGAGCUGCAGGCAGCCCUGGCCAGGCUGGAUGACGAGACUGCGCAGAAGAACAACGCUCUGAAGAAGAUCCGGGAGCUGGAGGGCUACAUCUCCGACCUUCAGGAGGACCUAGACUCCGAGCGGGCGGCCAGGAACAAGGCCGAGAAGCAGAAGAGGGACCUGGGGGAAGAGCUGGAGGCGCUAAAGACAGAGCUGGAGGAUACCCUGGAUAGCACAGCCACACAGCAGGAACUCAGGGCCAAGAGGGAGCAGGAAGUGACUGUGCUGAAGAGAGCCCUGGAUGAAGAGACACGGUCCCAUGAGGCGCAAGUCCAGGAGAUGAGGCAGAAGCACACGCAGGCAGUGGAGGAGCUCACUGAACAGCUCGAGCAGUUCAAGAGGGCCAAGGCGAACCUGGACAAGAACAAGCAGACGCUGGAGAAGGAGAACGCAGACCUGGCCGGUGAGCUGCGGGUUCUGAGCCAGGCAAAGCAGGAAGUGGAGCACAAGAAGAAGAAACUGGAGGUUCAGCUGCAGGAACUGCAGUCCAAGUGCAGCGAUGGCGAGCGGGCCCGCGCCGAGCUCACCGACAAGGUCCACAAGCUGCAGAACGAAGUGGAGAGUGUCACAGGCAUGCUCAAUGAUGCAGAAGGGAAGGCCAUCAAACUGGCCAAGGAUGUGGCAUCCCUUGGAUCCCAGCUCCAGGAUACCCAGGAGCUUCUUCAAGAAGAAACACGGCAGAAACUCAAUGUGUCCACCAAGCUGCGCCAACUGGAGGAUGAGAGGAACAGCCUGCAGGAGCAGCUGGACGAGGAGGUGGAGGCCAAGCAGAAUCUUGAACGCCACAUAUCAACUCUGAACAUACAGCUGUCCGAUUCAAAAAAGAAGCUGCAGGACUUUGCCAGCACCGUGGAAGCCAUGGAAGAGGGCAAGAAGAGGUUCCAGAAGGAAAUUGAAGGCCUCACCCAGCAGUUUGAAGAGAAGGCAGCUGCCUAUGACAAACUGGAAAAGACCAAGAACAGGCUUCAGCAAGAGCUGGACGACCUGCUCGUCGACUUGGACAACCAGCGGCAACUGGUGUCCAACCUGGAAAAGAAGCAGAAGAAGUUUGAUCAGUUGUUAGCCGAAGAGAAAAACAUCUCUUCCAAGUAUGCGGAUGAAAGGGACCGAGCUGAAGCAGAAGCCAGGGAAAAGGAAACCAAGGCCUUGUCCCUGGCUCGGGCCCUAGAAGAGGCUUUAGAGGCCAAGGAAGAACUUGAGCGGACCAACAAGAUGCUCAAAGCUGAGAUGGAAGACCUGGUUAGCUCCAAGGAUGAUGUGGGCAAGAAUGUCCAUGAACUGGAGAAGUCCAAGCGCGCCCUGGAGACCCAGAUGGAGGAGAUGAAGACCCAGCUGGAGGAGCUCGAGGAUGAGCUGCAGGCCACGGAAGAUGCCAAGCUGCGGCUGGAGGUCAACAUGCAGGCCCUCAAGGGUCAGUUCGAGAGAGAUCUCCAAGCCCGGGAUGAACAGAAUGAGGAGAAGCGAAGACAACUCCAGAGGCAGCUGCACGAGUACGAGACGGAACUGGAAGACGAACGCAAGCAACGUGCCCUGGCAGCCGCGGCCAAGAAGAAGCUGGAAGGGGAUCUGAAGGACCUGGAGCUACAGGCCGACUCGGCCAUCAAGGGGCGGGAGGAGGCCAUCAAGCAGCUGCGGAAACUGCAGGCACAGAUGAAGGACUUCCAGAGAGAGCUAGAAGAUGCCCGAGCAUCCAGGGACGAGAUCUUUGCCACAGCCAAAGAGAAUGAGAAGAAAGCCAAGAGCUUAGAAGCUGACCUCAUGCAGCUCCAAGAGGAUCUCGCAGCCGCUGAGCGGGCUCGCAAACAGGCAGACCUGGAGAAGGAGGAGCUGUCAGAGGAGUUGGCCAGCAGCGUGUCUGGAAGGAACGCACUUCAGGAUGACAAGCGCCGCCUGGAGGCCCGGAUCGCCCAGCUGGAGGAGGAAUUGGAGGAGGAGCAAGGCAACAUGGAAGCCAUGAGUGACCGCUUCCGGAAAGCCACGCAGCAGGCUGAGCAGCUCAACAACGAGCUGGCUACGGAGCGCAGCGCGGCCCAAAAGAAUGAGAGCGCACGGCAGCAGCUGGAGCGGCAGAACAAAGAGCUCCGAAGCAAACUCCAAGAAAUGGAGGGAGCGGUCAAGUCCAAGUUCAAGUCCACUAUCACGGCAUUGGAGGCCAAGAUCACGCAGCUGGAGGAGCAGGUCGAGCAGGAGGCCAGAGAGAAGCAGGCAGCCGCCAAGUCACUGAAGCAGAAGGACAAGAAGCUGAAGGAGGUCCUGCUGCAGGUAGAGGACGAGCGCAAGAUGGCGGAGCAGUAUAAAGAGCAGGCAGAGAAAGGAAACACGAGGGUCAAACAGCUCAAGAGGCAGCUGGAGGAGGCAGAGGAAGAGUCCCAGCGCAUCAAUGCCAACCGCAGGAAGCUGCAGCGGGAGCUGGAUGAGGCCACGGAGAGCAACGAGGCCAUGGGCCGGGAGGUGAAUGCCCUCAAGAGCAAGCUCAGAGGCCCCCUCCCCCAGGAAACUCCGCAAUGACUUGCCAGGCGAGGAAACGAGACCUCUUUUGUUCCUGCUAGAAGGUCUGGGGGACGGAGAGUAAUUGAGAACGCAGAAGGUUCUGAUGAAGAGAUGGACGCUCGUGAUGCCGAUUUCAAUGGAACCAAAGCCAGCGAAUAAGCAACCAGCUAGCUGUGUACCUCAGCAGGGAAAAAAGCAAA